AGAUGGAGAGUGUGGAGAUUCCACUCUUGACAUAUCAAUAGGUUUUUUGGAGAGGGCCAGGGGUAUAAAUAAGGGCUGGCCUUGCUUUCUGAUCAGACUUCAAGAAGGAUUGAAGAGUCUUCCAACACCAGACCAGAGCAGACCAGACCACAGCACGAGACCCAGCAUCCACUUGCAGAGAGGCACCGAAAACCAUCAACACUUCCUCCGAGUACUCUUGUCAUCCGCAGCUGAACCACUGAGCCAGGCUUCUGCUUCUCCUGUCUACUCAAGCUCCAGACACCAGCGCAUCAGACAUCAUGCUGUCCAAAGUCAGGAAGGCCAUCACUCCAUUGUCAGCAGUUCGGGGUCUGCACAAGUCAGCCUUUGAAGUGGUGGAGCGUCCAGCCCCAGAGGAGACGGUGACCAGCAGCUUCGGGCGUUUCAUCCAGGGGGUGAAGCCGCAGCACCUGACCCCCACCGUGCUGCAGCGGAGCAAACGCAUGGUGCUGGACAGCCUGGGCGUGGGCCUCAUUGGCAGCACCACAGAGGUCUUCGAGCUGGCACUACGUCACUGCCAGCACAUGUAUGCGCCAGAUGACAUCAGCUCUGUGUACGGCCGCAAGAACACAAGACUUUCACCCACCCUGGCAGCCUUUGUUAAUGGCGUCGCAUCCCACUCCAUGGACUUCGAUGACACCUGGCACCCGGCCACUCACCCUUCCGGCGCAGUCCUGCCCGCCCUGCUGGCCAUUGGCGACAUGUUGCCUAGCAACAGCAAGCCGAGCGGCAUGGACUUCCUGUUGGCGUUCAAUGUGGGCAUCGAGGUCCAGGGACGCCUCCUGAGGUUCUCCAACGAGGCCGCCAACAUUCCAAAGAGGUUUCACCCGCCGACAGUGGUGGGCACUAUGGGGAGCGCGGCAGCGUGCGCCCGCCUGCUCUCGUUGGAGCGCGCCCAGUGCAGCCACGCCCUGGCCAUCGCCGCCUCGCUGUCGGGCGCUCCCAUGGCCAACGCCGCCACCCAGUCCAAGCCUUUCCACAUCGGCAACGCGGCACGCCUGGGCCUGGAGGCAGCACUGCUGGCCUCUAGAGGCCUGGAGGCCAGUCCCUUGGUGCUGGAUGCCGUGCCCGGGGUCUCUGGCUUCAGCGCCUUCUACGAGGACUACGCCCCGCGUCCCCUGGCCUCGCCCGACGACAAGUACGACCCCCACCGCUUCCUGCUGGAGGAGCAGGACAUGGGCUUCAAGCGCUUCCCGGCCCACCUCGGCAUGCACUGGGUGGCGGACGCCGCCGCCACCGUCCACGAGGCCCUGGUGGGGUUGUCCGGCGGCCGGGUGUCCCCCGGAGGGGUGCGCGAGAUCCUCUUGCGAGUGCCACCGUCCAAGUACAUCAACCGCCCGUUCCCGGACUCGGAGCACCAGGCGCGCCACUCCUUCCAGUUCAACGCCUGCACGGCGCUGCUGGACGGCGAGGUGACCGUGCGCUCGUUCUCCGAGGAGGGCCUGCGGCGGCCCGAACUGCAUUCCCUGCUCGCCAAGGUGCGAGUGGAGCAUCCCCACGACAACCCGGCCAACUUCGACCGCAUGUACGGCGAGGUGGUGGUGACGCUGGACAGCGGCGACGUCCUGAUCGGACGCUGCGACACCUUCUACGGCCACUGGCGCAACCCGCUCAGCGACGAGAGCCUGUGCAAGAAGUUCCGCAGCAAUGCCGGCACCGUGCUGCCCCAGGAGAAGGUCGAGGGGCUAAUCGAGUCCGUAGAGCAGCUGGAUCGCAUGGGCGACUGCCAGACGCUGCUCGACCAGAUCCAGUGAAGGGGGCAGGCAGUCAUGGCCCAAUGGUUAGGGAGGUGGUGCUAAGAUCAGAGAGUUGCAGGUUGCAGGUUCUAGUGUACACCUCCAUCCAUGCUGAAGUGCCCUUGAGCAAAUAACUGUAAGUCACUUUGGAUAAAAACGUCAGCUAAGUGUAAUGUAAUGCAAUGUAAUGUAAGGAUGUCUCAGCUGUCACCGUUCGCACCUCCUUUGCAAAGAGGUUCUGCUGUGCUCCUCUCAUCGUUCAGGACUGGGGUUUUCGAAAGCGUUGUUGCUAGCCAAUUAGAAACUUAGUUUGUUGCCAAUGGUUAAUUGCAUUGCAACUGACAUAGUAGCUAACAUAGUUACAAACCAUGCUUUAGAGAAACACUCUUCAGGACCACAAUCUGCAAAAAUCGAAUUGACCAGUGUGCCAAUGUGUGUUUGCGAGCAGCUGUUUUGGCGUUCCCUGAUCUCGAUACUGUGUAAAUGUUGUAAAUAGGUUCCUGAUUUGUAAGCUUUUCUAUCUAUUUAUGAUAUUUGGGAGAUUAUAUUUUUUCUUUCUUUCUUUCAAUUCUUGAAGCAGACUAUGCAGUGAAUCCUUACUGGUUGUUUUGACGCCAAUAUUAGAGCAAAAUGUAGCAGCAUAUCAUGUAUUGCUGUCAUCUGCUUGAAUUUUGUAAAUGAAUCCUGACACAAAAUGAGGACUUUGAUGGAUGAAGCUUGUGAAAAUGACGAUGUCAGCAAUGACGCUUCCACCUAGUUGAUCAAGUGUUCCUUGUCUUACUUCUAUUUGCUCAUAUAUUGUUUGUUCUUCCGAUUUUGUCAUUAGCUACUUUACUUGUUAGCAGUGUUGUGAAGCCGAUGAAUUGACUGCUGGGGUAGGCAAGCAUUCUGACAGAACAACAUGUUUUCUUUUUUU
Molecule: messenger RNA, 2691 nt
Organism: Engraulis encrasicolus (European anchovy)
Lineage: Eukaryota; Metazoa; Chordata; Actinopteri; Clupeiformes; Engraulidae
Gene: irg1l
Product: immunoresponsive gene 1, like
Exons: 6
Coding region: 300-1793 (497 amino acids)
Biological process (GO): defense response
Cellular component (GO): mitochondrion
Molecular function (GO): aconitate decarboxylase activity
Source: RefSeq, a predicted model, not a curated record